This is a messenger RNA of Hyaena hyaena (striped hyena), 3905 nucleotides long. RefSeq names its product serpin family B member 12 (gene SERPINB12). The record is from RefSeq and is a predicted model, not a curated record. The coding region runs from base 255 to 1532 and encodes 425 amino acids. Gene Ontology annotation, biological process: negative regulation of endopeptidase activity. The transcript has 9 exons. Lineage: Eukaryota; Metazoa; Chordata; Mammalia; Carnivora; Hyaenidae. Gene Ontology annotation, molecular function: serine-type endopeptidase inhibitor activity.
CGGCUGUUAGCAGCAACUCCGAGGGCAAGAAGGGCUGCCUCUAAUGCAGUACGUGCUCUAUCAGAUGGUGGAUUUCUCAGACGCAGAGACUGGGUCUCAUUCAUUUCAUCCUUUGAUGCGUAAUCACUGACCCCCAUGGGAGAACUCUAUAAAUGUUUACUGAGCAAUUAAGUCACUGUCAGAUUUAGCCAGUUUCUGAUUUAAAAACAAGCAAAACAAAAAACGGCCCUCCAAAGACUAUCGUCAGUUUCAGGAUGGAGUCUCUGGUUGCAGCAAACACCAAAUUUGGCUUUGAUCUUUUCCAGGAGAUAAGCAAAGAUAAUCAUCAUAAAAACUUCUUCUUCUGUCCUCUGAGCCUCUCAGCUGCCCUUGGCAUGGUCCGCUUGGGAGCCAGGAGUAACAGCGCACAGCAGAUAGACCAGGUUCUACACUUCUGUGAGUUUUCCCAGGGUGAAAGAAAGGAACCUGAUCCCUGUCUGAAAAGUAAAAACCAAGAAGAACUGGCAGACAGCUCUCUGGAGGGGCAGAAGGGAACACGGGAGUCUCUGACUCCACAGGCUGCGUCUUCUAAUGAUGAGAACGGACUGCUCAGUUGCUACUUCGGGCGGCUUCUCUCCAAGUUAGACAGGAUCAGAGUUGAUUACACCCUAAGUAUUGCCAACAGACUUUACGGAGAGCAAGGAUUCCUCAUCUGUCCGGAAUACUUAGACGGUGUGAUUCAAUUUUACCACACGACCAUUGAAAGUGUUGAUUUCCGGAAAGACACCGAAAAGUCCAGACAACAGAUUAACUUUUGGGUUGAAUCUCAAUGCCAAGGUAAAAUCAAGGAACUCUUCAGCAAGGACACUAUUAACAGCGCAACUGUGCUGGUGCUGGUGAAUGCUGUUUACUUCAAGGCCAAAUGGGAAAAAUAUUUUGACUGUGAAAACACAGUGGAUGCACCUUUCUCUCUAAAUGAGAAUGAAAAGAAGACCGUGAAGAUGAUGAAUCAAAAGGGCCUAUUUAGGAUCGGCUUCAUAGAGGAGCUGAAGGCACAGAUCCUUGAGAUGAGGUACACUAAGGGGGAGCUCAGCAUGUUUGUCCUGCUCCCAGCUUUCUCUGAAGACAACUUGAGGGGCCUGGAAGAGCUUGAAAGGAACAUCACCCAUGAAAAAAUAAUGGCCUGGAGCAGCUCAGAAAAUAUGUCAGAAAAAGCAGUAGCCGUCUCCUUCCCUCAGCUCACCCUGGAAGACAGCUAUGAUCUGAAUUCUAUUCUACAGGACAUGGGCAUCACGGAUAUCUUCGAGGAAAGGAAGGCUGAUCUUACUGGCAUCUCUCUGAGUCCCAAUUUGUACCUGUCAAAAGUUGUCCAUAAAACCUUUGUGGAGGUGGAUGAAAAUGGCACCCAGGCAGUAGCCGCCAGUGGGGCUGCCAGCAUGGAAAGGUCCGUACUGUCCUGGGUGACGUUUAAUGCCAAUCACCCUUUUUUCUUUUUCAUCAGGCACAACAAAACCCAAACCAUUCUCUUCUAUGGCAGGGUCUGCUCUCCUUGAAGGGAGCACGCUGUCUAGUGCCGGGGAGCUGGAAGAAAAUCGCAGUCCAGUCUCCCCCUAAAGGAACGUGUGCGUUUGUGUUCUUGCUAAUAACCAAAGCUGACUGACUCCUAUCACAGCUCCAUUGUCCUGAUCCUUCUUUCACCCUGUAGUUGACUUUCAACUGCGUCCAUUAGUGUCAAAGGCCCUUUCUCUCUCCCUAACCUUUCCCCACGCUAAGCUUUCAAGCAUAUAAUUCACCCUCUGUCACAGGCAGGUCAACAUAAUCGGGCAUGGUACUGACUUUAAGUUCCCUACCUCAUUAUGAAGGAAUUCUGAAAGUUCAAGUCAUUAGGACACUUCUGAGAGAUAACAGACUCAGAAACCACUUUAAUGUGGGUGGCAAGAAGAAAUGUUUAAAUGGAAUGUGUGUUGGAAACUCACCUCUAUUUCUACAGCUGUUAAAACCAUGGCCCAUCUCUGGGCAAGACGCCUUGCCUCUUCCUCAGCCAUCUUCUUCUACUGCAUGGGAAAUGCCCUGUAAGAUGCUUCUCAACUGGGAGAAAGUAGGGCCUGGGGUGGAUUUAAGUGGGAGCUCAAGGACAUAAGCCUGCCCUGACCAGUACUCAUUCUGCCCAGGAGGAUAGUGUUUGUCCUGUGAAUCUGAUGUUGACCCAGGAGAGCUGCAGUGCAUUUAAAAAUUAGUCCCAGCUUUCCUUAUUGAGUCUCCUAGGCCAUCAUCAUGAAGCACUGUCCUCUGUGUCUUCUUCACCCCCUUCCUCAUAGAAUUCUCCUCUGUAGUUAACCCUAAGUACCCGGCAUGCACGGUUGCAGAGGGGAGACUGCCCUCACUGUUGACUGCUGGGCUCCCUGUUCCCCUAUCUCUGUACUCCAACCACAUGGACCUGUUUCCUCUUGGAGCCCUCAUGCUUGGUUACAACCUGAGAGCAGGCCUGGGUCUAGGCAUGAUGCACCUGGAAACCUUUGUCAGGAAGACUCUCAACUUCACAUCAGGCUCUAGUCUACUGAAAGCCUAAUGCCUACGUGUUCAUAAGUCCAGGACCGGGGACCUUAAUUCUUUGAUACGUCUGUCUGAAUUCUGCCUUAGCAGAAUGCUCUGGAAUGACUGCUAACAAUGUCUAAGUCAAAGACCUAGACAGUCAUACUGUCAAGGUGUAUUUCUGGUCUUGGGUGAAGUUCCAUUUCCCCGCCCUGCCCUAUGACUCCCUCUUCCCAAUUGCCACUGUGUUGGUUAAGUGUGGCUGUAGCAGCUUUGUAGGAGAAGGUAGGUUAAGUUCAGCUGCUGUGAUGCUGGCCCCCUCUCCCCAGUUCUCCUCUACAUUCAUGGUUUCUUUGUGCUGUGAGCGACAAGUUCCAUGCUCUCCAUGCAGUCUUCUCAUUGUCCAAGGUGGUAUAAAAAUUUCUCAUUGAUUGUGUGAGAUAGUUUGAGGUGGCUCCUCCAAGUCCUUUCCACAGAAUGCAUGUUUCGUGGGUCAAAUUUAUGUCAGAUAAUCAAAUACAAAGUCUCUUCUGUGGUUGCUUUUGGGGUUGAUGUUUUGAAGACUCUGUGCCUGAUCUGGUAUCACUGCUGGAUGCUGAGUUGGAUCACUGUGGCCUACAUGAAGGUUUGGCACUGUCUGGCAUUGCUUAUGCUCAUUCUUUCCCUUGACAAACAUAUCUCAUUUGUAUUGGAGUCUCUCUGAAUUUUAAUCACAAAGGAAAAAUGUAACUAUUUACAAAUAUGAGAAAGAGUGAGAUUUUUAAAUUUUUCUGUAAAUCAGUAAAUAUAUUCUUUACUAAUCUUCGAUUGAUUAAAAUAUUUCUUCUUAGUAAAUAAAACACUUUUGUCAUUAGUUAAAAUAUGUGCAAUACGUUCUGUGCCACCUGACUUUUUUGGUGACAUAAGUCUAACUUAAAAUUUUUUUCAUCCAAAAAUAUAGAAAUACACAACCUACAGAACUAACAAUUCUUCUCACUUAUGUAGGAAAGACAUAUCUUAUGUUAGAGAAUCUGUCCCAACUUUUCACCAUGAUUACAUAUGAAGGCAUAUACAAAAGAUGAAGGCUUACAACAGCUCAAAAACUUUGAGUGAUAGCCAAUGGAUCAUCAUAUUUGGAAGACAUUUCUGCUGAGUACAGGUUAAGAGCUCUACAUGGAAUGGAAAAGUCUAGCCAAGGGCUCCUUGUAUUGUGCCACCCAUGUGUCAGUUUGCUUUGUUCCCUCCUGUUACUGCCUCCCCCCGGGUUCAGAAACAUAAGAGCUGUGUCCAUUUAAAUUCCAGACAUCCAUCUCUCUACUUUGUCUUUGCUUCCAUCUCCUAGCCUCUGCCUUUCUUUUUUUCCUUUUUAAAUGUUUAUUUAUUUUUGAAAGAGAAAGAGAGAGAGUAGGGGGAGG